Molecule: messenger RNA, 5279 nt
Organism: Nothobranchius furzeri (turquoise killifish)
Lineage: Eukaryota; Metazoa; Chordata; Actinopteri; Cyprinodontiformes; Nothobranchiidae
Gene: ninl
Product: ninein-like
Biological process (GO): microtubule anchoring at centrosome
Cellular component (GO): centrosome
Molecular function (GO): calcium ion binding
Source: RefSeq, a predicted model, not a curated record
GAAAUUCCUUCUGUGUGUGGUACGCGAGCUGCAGGUCCGCUUGUCUUGGAGUUUUGUUCGCACCGCGACGUCUAAUGCUCCGUUAGUUCGGUUCCAUAUCGGAGGUUCGCUAGCGGACGUCCCGCAGCUGCAGGAACUCGUUCAUGGAGGGACCGUGAGCUUUUAUCGGACAGGCGUGGACCGGAAGAACAGGAGUUUCACUUUUCUUCCGGUGAUAGGCCGGCAGCGUGAUGCGUCCUGAUGGAAGAGGAGGAGGAGCACAGUCGUUAUGUUGCACAACUAAAAGCUGAGUUUGACAGCUGUGACACGACGGCCACCGGAUUUCUGGACCGGGACGAGCUGACGGUGCUCUGCAGAAAACUGCAGCUGGAUGCACAUCUGGCUCUGCUGCUUGACACACUUCUGGGACCACAGACAUAUGGCAGGGUGAACUUUGAGGAGUUUAAGGAAGGCUUCAUCUCCGUUCUGUCUCGCUCUCUGGAUUUCAGCACCUCAGAGGACAACAGCAGCUACCUGGAGCCAGCUAUUCCAGAGGAGGUGAAACCAAAGUUUAUAAAGGGGACGAAGUGUUAUGGUCGCCGCUCUCAUCCUGACGGUAAACCUGACGGAGUUCUGACCCGUGACCAGGAUGAUUCUCCUCUGUCCAGAACAGAAACUGCUGACCCCUCACCGCCCAGCGUCCGUCGGGCCAAGCUGAGGCGGGCCACAUCUCUGGAGAGUGUGGAGAGCCUGAAGUUUGAUGAAGAGGCAGGAAGUCACCGAAAGCCCUUUCAGAAUAAAGGAUGUCCACAGGAGCAGGAGGAGGAGGUAGGAGGAGGUGGUCCUGUCCUGACAGCAUUGUGUGAUCACCUGGGUCUGCAGGAUGUGGAUGUUCUGCUCAGGACGGUGGCCCCAGACCUGGACCAGGCAGGUGUCCUCAGUGAGGUCCAAAAGGUUCUCUGUAGCUAUGCCCCCAAAUCAAACUCCACCCCCAUACGAUCAGCUAACCUGCAGAGGACGCCACUUAGGUCCUCCAUGCAGGCCCAGGAGGUUCUGGAGGAGCCAUUGGCCCGCUCUGCUUCCCCCUCCCUGCUGAUGGCCACCGUGGGUCAGAGAGUUCUCAGCCGGCUGGACGACGGGUCAGGGUGCACCAGCCCAGAGCAGGUUGUGGCGCUGUGGACCGAGGAGGGCAUCCAUAACAGCCGAGAGAUCUUGCAGACUCUAGACUUCACCCUGGAGGAGCGUCUCAGUCUGUCAGAUCUCACGUUGGCGCUGGACAAUGAGCUGCUGGUCAGUGGUAACGGGAUCCACCAGGUGGCGCUGAUCUCCUACAAGAACGAGAUCCAGCACCUGCUGGAGAUGUCUGAGCGAGCCUGCCGGGAGCGGGACAAGCUGAAGACAGACCUGGACCUGGCAGACCAGAGGAACCUGCAGCUGAUCCGAGAGGUGGACGACCACCACACCAACAUGGAGACGAUGAACGAGAGCAGGAUCAGGGACAUGGAGCAGGACUUCCGUGAGCGUCUGAUGUCUCUGCGCUGUCAGUCUGUGGAGGAGAGUGAGGUCCUGCUGCAACAGGUGGAGCUGGAACGCCACAUAUUGAUGGAGGACCUACAGCUGCUCAGGGUGAAGGACACGGAGCUACAGGAGGAGCUGAGCAACAUCACACAGGAGAAGGUCCGUCUGGAGGAGGAGCUGGAUGCUGUGAAUGUGAAGCUGAGGGAUGCUGAGAGUUCAGUCAUCCGUCUGCUGGGAGACCUGAAGCAGCUGCUGCAGGACAAGUUUGGCAGUUUGGACCCGACCGCCACCUACCUGAGCCACGAGCAGAAGUUCUCUACGAUCAUCAAAGAGUACGAGUUGCAAUGCAGGGAGCUCCAGGACAGAAAUGAUGAGCUGAGCUCUGAGCUGGAUCUGCUGAAGAUCCAGAGGAGCAGCAGGAGGUCUGAAAGGUCUGCAGGAAAUGAUGUCAGCGCCUCAGAACUGAGCUGGAGUCUGCAGCACAUCGAGUCAGAAUCAGACGAUUCAGAUAUGAAGCAAAGUUCGUCUCCAGCGGUGAGGAAAAGACUGCAGCCUGUCAAUAAAAUCGCUCUGUCCUCAUUGGACGAUAUCUCCGUUCCCGCGGUCAGCAUCCAGACUGAGCUGGCUGUGGAGCAGCUGAAGGAGAAACACCAGCAGGAGGUGCAGCAGCUCAACAUCCAGCUGGAGACUCAGAUCAAUUAUUAUGAAAGGCAGCUGGACAUGAUGAAGCAAAGCAUGGAGGUGGAGAGGAAGGACAUCUCUCAGGCCUUCAAGCUGGAGAUCAGCGAGCUGGAGGAGCAGAAGAGUCGUGCAGAGCAGCAGGUGAAGCAGCUGAAGGGGACCGUGGACAAACUGCAGACUCAGAUUCAACAGGGAGCUGGAGGAGGGGCGAGGAGCAUGGAGCAGGAGCGCAAGAUGCACCGGGAGCGGGCCGAGCUGGAGCAGAACUUUGCCAGAGAGAUCAGCAAUCUGGUUCAGAGGCUGAGUGAUGAGAAGGAGCAGCUGGAGGCCGAGCUGAAGCUGAAGAUGGACCAAGAAGUGAUGCGUGUCAGGGAGGAGUCACGCCUGCUCCACGCUCAGGUGCAGCAGCAGCAGCACACCCAUGCUCAACACCUCCUCCAUCAGCUCCAGGAGCAGCUCAGGCUGAGCAGAGAGGAGAAGAAGAGGGUGGAGGAGGAGCUACACCAGCUGAAGGAGCAGGUCUGUGGUUUACAGGAGCUCUUACGUAGAUGUAGUCAGUCAGAGGCCACUUUGGAGGAGGACCUGAGGGCUUCUCAGAGGAGGAGCUUGGAACUGGAGGAGAACAACACCUACCUGGAGUCUCCGGAGGUUCUGAACAAACGUCUGUUCUCUGAGAGGAUCAGCAUGGAAGAGGAGCUGCAGGAUGGCAUGAGGCGGGAGGAGGAGCUUCAGGCUCAAGUGGACCAGCUGAAGAUGGAGCCAGGUGACCUCAGCGCCUCCCUCAGGUCAGAGCUGGAGAAGCUGCAGGAGGUGCUGAAGAGACUCACAGCUGAAGUGAAGUCUUUAAAGGCUGAUCGAGCCCGACUGAUCCAGGACCUGAAGGACCAAGCCAUGGCUGUGGACGGCCUGCAGCUGCAGCUGACCUCCGUCUCCAAGGAGGUGGACAGGAGGAGGAGCAGUGAAGCCACUUUGCAGGAAGAUCUGAAGCAGGAGCAGAACCGGAUCUCACAACUCUGGUCCAGCCUGACAGAGGAGAGGGAGGUGGUGACCCGUCUGAGUCAGGAGAACAGCACCUACACAUGCCUGCUGGACCAGCUCUCCACCCAGAUCAUGGAGAUGGAGGAGGAGAUCUCCUCUCUCCAUGAGCAGCUCAAAGGCCUGAGCUCGCAGCUCAAUGACACCGCCGACCUGGUUCUGGACCUCCGCAGGCAGCUGAACUCCAAAACGUCUGAACUGGACUGGCUAAGGGCCGACAUUGCAGGCAGAGCCUCCUUUGAGACGCAGAACACAGAGCUGGACCGGGUCAGGGAGCAGGUCCUCCUCCUGCAGCAGGCUCUGCAGGACUCUCAGAACCAGCUGAGGACCACCGAGAAGAUCUUUGACAGGGAGAAAAGGAAGAUGGCUCAGCAGCUGAUGGAGCUGGAGAGGCUGGUUCUGGAUCUGGAAGACGUGACGGAGCCUGAUGCUCCUCAUAGGACUCAGCUGGAAGAGGUCCGAUUAGAGAACGGAGCUUUGCAGGAGAGGCUGAGGGUUCUGCAGCAGGAAGUCCAGAACUUGGAUGGUGAAGUUGCCAAGAAAAGAAGGAGACUGGAGGAGAUGGAGAGAGAGCAUGAGAGGAGCAGGAAGGAGGAGGAGAGGCUUCAAAAGGAGAACUUUAAAUAUCGUGAGGAGGUUCUGGAUCUCAGCAGCAGGAACCUGCAGCUCAGCAGUGAUAACGGUGAUCUGAGCGCACGUCUCUGCGAAGAGCAAGAAUCGGUCCAGAUGCUGCAGAAGCACCUGGCUACGGUUUCCAAGGAGCAGCCGGAGGAGGGAACUACUUUUCAGGUGCAGCGGUUGAUGGAGGAGAAACUGCAGCAGCAAUCAGUGUGGCUACAGCAGCAGGAGGCGAGGCUAAAGGAGCAGCAGCUGCUGGAGAAAGAGCUGAUCUCCUGCAAGGAGAAGCUGAGUUGUCAAUCACAGCUGGAGGCAGAGCUUCGCAGUGUAAUGGGGAAGCUGCUGAAGGUGGAGGAAGAGAAGGACCUUCUACAAAGAGAUGCCAAGGAGCAAAACCAUCAGGUGAACUCCCUGCAGGAGGAGGUGGAGCGUCUUCAGUCUGAGCUCCUCGUCAUCACUCAGGAGAAAGUAAGCCAUGCCCAGGAGGUGUUAGAGCUGUACAGCAAGCUCAGUGAGGCUGAAAAUCAGGUGGUGCAGCUGGAGGCAAAUUUCCAGAAGCUGCUGAAGAAGGAGGAGCUCCACCAGGAGCUGCAGGAGACCCAGGAGCAGGCCUCCAUCACUCUGCAGGAGCAGAUCCACAGGAUGAAAGUCCAGAACCAGGAGCUCCAACAUCAGGUGUCUAAACUGCAGGUCCAGGAGGUUCAAGUCCAGAAACUGACCCAGGAGCAGCAGACCCUGAAGUCUAGACUGAUGGAUGUUGAGGCAGCCCUAACCCAGGCCCAAGACCAGGCUGUGCGAGCGGACACUGCUCUCAGUGUUGCGAAGGCCCAGCACCUGCGACAGGUGCAGCAGCUGCAGCAGCAGGCAGGCUGCGGGGAGCAGGUCGAGGUUCUUCAGGCCCAACUGGAGGCAGAGAUGAAGAGGAGUCAGCAGCUGGAGGAGGUGGCAAAGCUGCAGGUCCAGCAGAGCGGCUCUCAAAUCAUCAUGAAGCAGAAGCAGUUUGACAAGGCCACGGUAGCGCUGCAGCAGCGGGUUGAGGAGCUGGAGGCCCAGCUGAAGGCACUCCGCCUGGUUCUGCAGGAGAAGAUCAACCAGCUCAAAGAGCAGCUGGUGAAGAACAACAGGACGAGUGAGAUGAUGAAGGAUCUGUAUGUGGAGAACUCCCAAUUGAUGAAGGCCCUGCAGGUCACUGAGCUGCGCCAGAAAGAGGCAGAGAAGAAGAACCUACUGUUUGAGGAGAAGGUUCGAGUGCUCAACCAGCUUCUACGUGAGGCCGUUGCCACAGUGCUCGCUACCUGACCUCUCCGCACCUGGUCUGGGCCAGUCCGCAGUGAGAAGCUGUAGAGAUCCCAUCACUGAUCCCUCUGACUUCCUGUCGGAAUCCAGUUUCCAUCCUUUAACCGUGAUGAUGUCACAAACCUCCUUAAUAAACGAGCUGAAUCAUCAGA